UUAGAUGGAGGACUGGGAAGAUGAGAAAGUUUCAGCUCUCCCUGCUAAGGACCAACCAAUACAUAAAUGGGAUGACGAAGAUGUGGAUGAAAAUGAUAGUACGGAGUCAUGGGAGGAUUUAGAUGAACCUGCUCCUCUGGCAUCACAUCAUCAGUUAACUGUUCACACAGGCAUCACAUCAUUCAGUUAACGGAAGUUAUGACGGAGAACUACGGAUGUAUGAAAGUGUUCUAAAAUUAUGACUUUAGGUGCUAGACUGGGACAAAAAAAACUUGAUGUAUGAAAUGUUGAAAACCAAAAAACUUUAGAAUAGUAAAUUGAGAUUAACCCUUUUUACUAAUUAAACCCUAAAAAUCAAAAUCUACCUUGUCUUUGAAUGAAAUUUCAAUUCCUUUUUUGCAGGUGGAUAGCCAUCCAAAGUAAAGUUUAAAACUUUGAGCUGCAGUGUUUUGUCAAUUUUCAAAUAUUAGUUUAAUCUUAUAAAGUCCAUAAACCCUAAGAAAUGAAAUUAUUCCGUUCCAUGUUUAUUCUGGUUCACAUAAUCAGUGACUUACGUGUUACUUGGUGGUAAGUGAAGCCUCCAAUCAUCCCGGCAAGUGCAACAAGGUCUACUAGUGGUAGCUAGGUUUAAGCUAGAAUAUGGAGGAGACGUGGCAGAUAGUCCACAUCCCCGACAACCCCCCAUUCCCUCCCGACCAACAACCUACCGUCGAUGCAAUUGCUUCACUUAUAGACCCUUUAUUUGCCAAUACUCUCGUAAGGCGUUUGAACCAAAUUGCACCGCUGGAAAAUCUUCGGCACAUCAAGCGGGUGCACAAGAAAUUUGUUCAAGGAGGAAAAACUCAGUUGUCUGUGAUACUAUGUCUAGCUUCUCAAAAUGGUAAUCAGUUGGACAGCAUUCAGAAUGAUGUACAGGAGCUGAUGAAUUCCUACCAGUUGAGUCCUUUUAUCACAAAAGUCUGCAAGUAUGCUGCAUCAUCAAAAGAAGAGUGGGAAGAACAAUGCAAGUUAUGGCCAACAUCUUAUCAUCCCCCAACUUAUAAUAUUGAAGGCAUUACUGGAUUCAGUCAAGAGGACUCACAAUCAGUCUUCAGCUUCAUGAAGUAUGCUAUUCAGUUGGCAAAGUCUGGUGAUAAUUUGGAAGUCAACGCUGCAGUUAUAGUGGAUCCUUCUGUUAAACAGGUUAUUGCGAAAGCAUGUGAUCAAACUUGUUCUUGCUAUAAUCCCAAAAACAAGAUCACCCUUGAAACCAGCUGCAUUGAAAAGCUGGAAACUUCUGUUUGCCAUGGCAUUUCAGGUGGUGCAUUGAGCCGUAAAGAGCAUUCAAAUGGCUUUCCAGCUAAAUCAGAACAGUUGUACACCGGCGUUUCUUGUUUAUGUCCUUGGGGAUGGGCUGAGCAAGAAUCAGACAUGAGUUUGCGUUAUUGCCACCCUUUACGCCACGCUUCCAUUGUUGCUAUUGAGUCUUCUGCUGCCAGGGACAGGCUUCUUUUCCCCAGUUCGGGAAAAACACAAGAUAAGUCAUUUGAAAUGGACCGCAUGCAGUCUUGUUCAGCAGCCUCUCUGGCAAAGAGACAAAAGACCAACCCCACAAAUAUUCAGGUUAAUGGUGAAGACAAUCUGGACUUGAAUGGUGAAGGUUGCAGCAGAUCGCUAUCAGCGAGGCCUUAUCUAUGCACAGGUUUUGACAUGUACCUUGUUUGGGAGCCGUGCAUAAUGUGUGCAAUGGCACUUGUGCAUCAGAGGAUCAGGCGGAUAUUCUAUGCAUAUCCAAACCCAAAAGCAGGAGCAUUGGGAAGUGUCCACAGACUGCAAGGCCAAAGAAGCUUGAAUCAUCACUAUGCUGUUUUCAGGGUCUUUGUGGGGACGGACAUUUGAAGCUUCAAUUCCCCCGCUUUAGCACUUCACUCUCAGCAUCGAGCCGUCUUUAAGCAACUCGGGGAGUUUGUGUCGUAUAUCUGGUUGGAUUGCAUACGACUGUCCCAGCCUGUGGUCGUCGACGGAAUAUGAUGCAAUAUAGUCAAAAGGCUGGAGAGGGGCCCGUGCUGCCCUUUCAGCCCAGCAUACGUCACUUUCCGCAGAUGAUGUUCCUUAAGGUAGGUCUCCUAAGAAUCUGGCUUUCCAAAGACGAAACUCUUGGGCGGGAACUCCAAGCCCUAAAUUCUGGAUUGGAUUGGAUUGGAUUGGAUGGGGGCUCUGAUCUUUUUCUUAUUUUGAAAAUAUGAAUUUCAUUCCAUGAAGAAGAGCAUACGGCUGAUGGAGGCUCUUAAAUAUUCAAUUUAUAGUUUGGUGGGGUCCCGCUCUAGUCUCUAUUGAAAAUUAACAUUUCUCU
Messenger RNA from Pyrus x bretschneideri (Chinese white pear), 2332 nucleotides. Its product is annotated as tRNA-specific adenosine deaminase TAD3. The transcript has 10 exons. Gene Ontology annotation, biological process: tRNA wobble adenosine to inosine editing. The record is from RefSeq and is a predicted model, not a curated record. Gene Ontology annotation, cellular component: cytoplasm; nucleus. The coding region runs from base 640 to 1878 and encodes 412 amino acids. Gene Ontology annotation, molecular function: tRNA-specific adenosine-34 deaminase activity. Lineage: Eukaryota; Viridiplantae; Streptophyta; Magnoliopsida; Rosales; Rosaceae.